AAAGAAGCCUUUGCACGUAAAGAACAUUUUACUCAGCCUGAACGGCGCUGUCUAGAAAAUAUAUCUAAAUUAUAAUAAUAAAUAGCAACAGAAAUGGCAUUACUCACGUAUUUAGAAAAAGUAUAAAAUCAAGGCUAACAUCAACCGAUGUACUCAAGCCAAGUCGAGUUUGUUGUCGUGCCACCUCGAGAACCACGUGUUUGUCCGAAAGGAAACAAAUGCCGAGUGUCACUUCGCAAAGAUCUGGCUGCUAUCAGAUGUGCAAGAAUUGAAUGACAUCAACAUAGACAUCAACCUUCUCGGCUUUUGAAGCAAUAACGGCGAUGGAUACGACGGCUGAGGAGCUUCCUGCAGCUCACGAGUCCAACGCUGCCAAACCGUCGUGCAACGGUACCGACAAAACCAUUUUGUUUCUUUCCUCCAUGGACAAAACUGAAACGACAAAUCCCGGAGCCAGCGUGAUCUGCAGCCAAGACGCUGUGAACGGUUGCGAAAUUUCAUUGAUCAGCGUAGCGUCGCAGGCAGGAGCUGCUAAAAGAAUGCAGAACGGAUGCGACGGAGACUUGUCGGAUGCCGUUCCGCCAGUAGCGGUGCCCGGGGUGUCGCUUCGUUUGGCUUCUGAAAAAGACGUACUGGCGUCGAAGGACGCGACAGAUAGAAACUCUGCGCUCAGGGGUCCAGAUGUGCUUACGGCAUCUGACGACAUUACGGAUACUGUGGACGGUACGCAAGCUGACCUCGCGCAGGUUGACGUUCAGCCGUUGGUUGACGGGGCCGGUACUAAUAACAACGCGGAGUGCUUUUCGCACCAGUUAACCUCGUUGCAGUUGAACGAAAAUGCUGCGGCUAACGCUUUGGCCGUCGCAAAUUUGGUGUGUGAUAUCUUAGACCGUGUCGAUAACUGCAACAAAAAUGAUGCGGCGGUGGAGUGUUCAUCUAUGGAUACUGAUGGCCAAAAUCAGCCCGUCGGUGGGGAGGAAAGGAACACAGGCUCUCUUCCCAACAGCUCAUCGCAGGUGAUCUCCAAAGCACCCCUGGUACCAUACAGAAACAACGAAGAGGACGUGUCGGCUGACAGCUCGUCAUCCUCCUCUUCAUCCUCGGACAGCGACGACGAUGUCAUCGUGACGCAAGUCCAGCGUCGUCCUGCCAAAGGAGGCGACUCCGACGGCUGCUCUGACGGCGGCGAAGUCAACGGCCUGGGGACGACGACCAAGCACUGUGCUAGUCGUGGCGGCGGCGGCAAGCCCCGCUACCGUGGCGUGAAGACUCCGGGCGAGCUGGACAUCGAGGACCUGCCCCCCAUCGAGGACUUGCACAUCACGCUGCCGCGCACCGAGCUCCGGCAAGCGGGCCGCGUCAAGCAUGCUGUUGACCAGUUGCUCGUCGUGGAGAGCGAACGAGGUCAGCCCGUGCUGGACCUGGACUCGGUGCUGUUCCGCGCCGACGGCACGGCAUUGGGACGCGUCUUCGACGUGCUAGGCCCCGUGGCAGCGCCCUACUACACGGUGCGCUUCAACUCCGCCCAGGAGCUGACCGAACGCGCCCUGGAGCCGGGUGAGCCGGUGCUCUACGCUCCGUUGCACGCGGACGUGACGCAAUAUGUGCUUGAAUCGGAGGUCCGCAAGCAGCGCGGCUCGGACGCCUCGUGGGAGAACAACAACGAGCCACCGCCCGAGCACCUGGACUUCUCUGACGACGAGCAGGAACGCGAGGUCCGCAAGCAGCUUCGAGCAUCCCGUGCUGCAGGCUGCGCACCGGCCGGUGCCGACGGCACGGGGGAUCGUCCUGGCUGCGACCAAAGGCCUCGUGGUGGUCCGAGGGGCCGUGGAAGGGGCAGAGGCAGAGGUGCACCCAGGGGCGGUCAUAACAGAGAGCAACAACCGAGGCAGCAGCCACCGGAGGCGGCCAACGGUGUUGUGCGUGAGCAAAUCGAUGGACCUCCAGCGCAUGUUCAUUUCCAGGAGAAUCGCAGUAGGCCUCAGUGGCCACCAUCGUUGGGCCCGCAGCAGCGGUGGCCUGGUGGCCCUGAGCCGGUGAGAUUCCAGCCAAGCCUACCACCACCACCUCAGAGUCCUUCACAGUUGCCGUGGCCUACAAGUCCGCAAGGUAACAACAGUGUGCCACACAUUUGGAACACCCCACCGCCAUCUUUGGCCAGGCCACCACCGCUACCUUGGCAGCAGAGCAGGCCAUGGCUUAACCAGUCUCCCGUGUUUCCGGACUUGAGGACCCCGCCGCCUAAUUUCGGCCGUGCAGUGCCACCACCUUGCCCUCCUCGAGCACCUUUUGCAAGCCCCCACAGACUGCAUGCCAACACUGCUGCGGGUAAUUCAGGCUACCGGCAGGCCAGUGCAGUGAGUCUUCCUGAUCCAAGUGCUCUACCGUCACCUGUUUACAACAGUGCAGGGCAGAGGGUGCCCUUGUAUGAUCCUGUGCCGGACCUUCAGCGCAUUCUUGCCACACCACCACCACCACCACCACCAUUAAAACGCUAAGGGGCAAUGUCAUUUUAGUACAGUGUUGUUCUCACAGUGGUUCAUGUGGUUUGCUUUUCAAAGAAGUGACUUAAUCAUGCCUGAUUUUUAUGUCUGGUUUGUUCAAGACAUUUAUGCUUGGAAUAUGUUGACACUGUCUGCCUUUCUACGGAUUGCAUGUUUUAUGAUUUGAUAGUGACAGUAACUUAAAAGCACACAAACACCUCAUUGUGUGAGUGCAACACACUUGCAUUGCAUUCCAUUACAUGUGAUGCUUAGUAUGAGAUGAUGUAUUAUGAAAGGAAAGACUGUCAUUAACCGGCACCACAGCAUGAAGCUAUGAAGGAAUCCUGUAUGGGGUUUUAUUUUAAAGCUUUGUGCUGCCUGCAGUCAGGUGGGUGACAAUAUUCUCUUUUGUCAACCUUCCUCCAUAUUGUGGGCUUCUGCAGAAUUGAUUUGUCAUGUUCGGGAUCAUGUAUUUGCAAGGGGUCAUGUAUCUGCACUUAAACAUUGUAGUGCAUAAAGUUGGAUAUAAUUUGCCACUUUUGCAUGUAUUGCUGUGCCUGUCAUGAGUGGGAAUGUGACAACGCUCGCAUGCAAAUUUUAAAUUAUUCAGAAAAGUGAACAUGUGUCAUGAACUUGGGCAUCAGUGUUUCUUGUAGGUGGAACAAGUGUUUAUCAGAAUGUUGUUUCUCAUUGAACGUCCUGUGACAUUUUUAAUGAAUCAGAAAUAAUAAAAAAUGUAGUUUGUAA
This is a messenger RNA of Dermacentor silvarum, 3230 nucleotides long. Its product is annotated as H/ACA ribonucleoprotein complex non-core subunit NAF1. Gene Ontology annotation, molecular function: RNA binding. The transcript has a single exon. Gene Ontology annotation, cellular component: sno(s)RNA-containing ribonucleoprotein complex. Gene Ontology annotation, biological process: ribosome biogenesis; pseudouridine synthesis; box H/ACA snoRNP assembly. The record is from RefSeq and is a predicted model, not a curated record. Bases 324 to 2498 code for a protein of 724 amino acids. Lineage: Eukaryota; Metazoa; Arthropoda; Arachnida; Ixodida; Ixodidae.